Molecule: messenger RNA, 7439 nt
Organism: Papilio xuthus (Asian swallowtail)
Lineage: Eukaryota; Metazoa; Arthropoda; Insecta; Lepidoptera; Papilionidae
Gene: Gp210
Product: nucleoporin 210
Exons: 28
Coding region: 95-5239 (1714 amino acids)
Cellular component (GO): nuclear pore
Source: RefSeq, a predicted model, not a curated record
CUAUUUGAAAUUCGCGAGUUCAAUUUAUAGGUUAGAGGUAUUAAAAAUAUGAUAUUUUAAACCGAUAUCCUUGCUGUUUGAUAUGUGAAUAGACAUGGAAUUACUUCAUAAGGUUGUGGUUCUAGCAUUAGUGAUAUUUGCAAAUGCUAUAAUAAGUGACUGUGCCAAAAUAAAUAGUCCGAGGGUACUGCUACCAUGGUUUGAAAAUUUGUAUGUAAAUUUCACUUUUGAAAUCAUUGAAGGGGGCUGUUACAAGUGGAGUUUAUCCCGCGAUGACAUCAUCGAUCUUGAACCCCUUUACGAUGAUACUUGGGGUCACUGUUCCCGGGCAGCUCGGGUUUCAGUUUCUAAGACGUGUGUAUCACCAGGUUCAGUUAUUAUCCUAGCUGAGGAAGUGAAUACCGGUGAGAUAUUGCGAGGUGAUGUUGACAUUGACAAAAUUAGUUCAUUGAAUAUAACAAGUACAACAUGGAAGCUGUUUUUGGAGGAGGCUCCAGAGGCUUUUGAAGUUGUUGCUUUUGAUGAUCAAGGUAAUACAUUCUCUUCGUUGGAAGGUGUAACAUUUAGUUGGACUGUAGAGAAUCUUGGAAAUAAUUAUGGUGAAGAACCUGUAGUGACAUUAGUUCGUUGGCGUGACACUGACUAUGAAGCACCUCCUGGUAUUGCGGAUCUGGAAGCAAAAGGUCUCAGGUCACAUGCGGUACUUUUGUAUGGCCAAGCUAUGGGAGAAUGUCGGGUAACAGUGUGCCUUGGAGACAUCUGUACAGGAUUUAACUUGAAAGUUGUUGCCAGUGUUGUGUUGAACCCAGUUAUAUCUGUUAUUGCACCUCAAGACACAUUACGAUACAAGGUACUUAGAAUGAGGGCAGGUCGACUUACAGUGCAAAAUAUAGGAGAUACUUUAUACAGUCUAAGUGUGCCAGAUAAUGUUGUAGCUAAACUGGAAGAUGCUAUCAGCUUAGUUAGAGGCACAAAGAUCGGUACAACAAGUGUGAUCUUAAUGUCUGGAAUGACAGAAGUUGCUAGAGCUACGUUGACAGUUUCAGAACCUCAUAGUAUACGUGUCACAUUAAGACCGGCUAAUUUGGUUGUCUAUGGUGACAUAUUUACAGUGCAUUGUGUGAUAUUUGAUAGUGAAGGUCGCCCUUUAACAGCUGGUGAUGAGAUAUUGAUACGUUUGUCUGUGGAAGGAGAGGCUAACAUUGAUUUGAUUAAGUCUACUGAUAAUGGAACAAUAACAGAUGCAAUGGCUCGGAAUGCUGGACAGUUUACAAUUACUGCAAAGCUUUAUUCUAUUGCUGGAAGGACAAUAAUGACUAAGGUUGAAGGUCAAGUUUCCGGAACAGCUAUAGAACCAUUGGAAAUUGUACCACCUGAACUGUUUGUUGCCUGGACUGAGAAUAUUCAGGAUAUACAGUUAAAUUAUCGCGGCGGAGGUGUUGAGGAAGUGGUGUGGACAGAGAGUGAGACAUCACUACAGAAUCAAAAUUCUUUAUCAGUGUCACCAACGGGAGUUGUUAGUGUACUCGGAUUUGGUUAUUUGGAUGUAAAAGUGUAUUUGAAGAAAUAUCCUCAUAUUAAAGCUAUUGGAAGAGUGUGGUCUGCAGCGCCGGAGCUGCUGCAGGUGUCGAGCUCAGGUCAGGCGCGCGUGUCUCGUCCUCAUCAUCUGCACAUCGCCCUCACAGCAACACAUCCUAAUACUGGAGAAUUGUAUAAUUUUCAUGUGUGUAAUUGUGCGACGUUUGCAACGACAUUACUGGAGGGCCCCGAGCCGCAUAAUGUGACAGCCGCUACGUGGGAACAGCCAGUCGAUGGGGCGUGCUGCGUGAUGCAGAGCGUGUGGGCGGGGCGCGGCGUGUCGCUGGUGCGUGUGUCACGCGGUCGCGUCGGGGAUAGCGCGCGUGUAGCAGUGCGCGCCGCACCGCGUCUGCGCUGGCCACAACACGCUGCUGCCUUACUCUCUGCUACUGCACCGGUAUUAGCUGAAGGUGAAUCUCUAGUUCCGUCAUCAAGUGACCCCCGUGUAGCAGAACUGGUUUACAGAGAUGGCCCCUCACCUCAUAAGUAUCCGGAAUUAGAGGUCUUUACGUUUAGAUGUCGUAGGAAAGGUGAUACUCAUCUGGAGAUAUCAUCGCACUCGGACACGGAGCGAGAGUCAGUUGAGCUGGAGGUGGCUUGUGCGCCGCACGUCUCGCGUCUGCGCCUCGAGCCCCCGCCCAGCCCCGGUAACUGUACGGGGGGACCAAAACUAUGGCUACGUCCAGGACAAGAAGUGACAGUGAAAGUGACAUUAAUGGAUGCGAUCGGAAGGGAGUUGUUAGAUGAGAGCGGUCCGAGGGUGUCAUGGGAAUUGCAACCUAAGCGUGCGGGAAUAGAGUUCACAGCAGCUGAUAGACUGUUUGUUGAAACUGAUCCUGAGUAUGCACCAGUGCCAGUGCCUUUAAAGUACUAUCAGUUGGUGGUAGCGGAAGAACAAGCUAUAGGAUGGACUGGUUCUAUCAAAGCCAGUAUUCCUGAAGCAACCGCCUCUAUACAAGCUAGGGUUGUGGCACCUUUGAAAUGUGAUCCUGUUAAGACAAAUAUCGCGUGGGAAGGUGAAUCAGUAUCAAAUAUAGGUACUGUGAGUGGAGGUAGUGGGAAAUACGCGGUGCAGGCGCCGAAGGGCGUGGUCGCCAACGUUGAGGGCGGGGCUUUAACAGCCUCCGUCCCCGCGCCCGGCACUUACGAUAUUCUGGUCACUGAUCUCUGCGUGUUGGGGGAGAAACAACUCAUUGAGGUGAACAUCGAGGAGGUGAUAAGCGUGGAGGUGGUGACAGCGCGCGCGGUGUGUGUGGGCGGGUGCGUGCCGGUGAACGCAAUGGCGAGGGGCGUGUCGCAGCGAUAUGUGGGCAGUUCCCGGCCCGCCGAGUGGCGUGUCGCCGGCGCUGUGAGGGUUAAAGAUGGCAAGCUGUGCGGCCUGCAGGAAGGCACAGGACGAGUGCGCGCCUCAAUCGCUGGUGUAUGGAGCCCUGAAUUGGAGGUGGUGGUGUUCCCUGCGCUGCGCGUGGUGCCGGGCGCGGCGCGGGUGCCGCCGGGCGCGCGGCUGCAGCUGCGCCAUGCGGGCGGCCCGCCCCCGCACCUCGCCGACCUGCAUUACCGCCUCGCCGCACACACUGACAGGCUUGAUGUUUCUCCAAGUGGACUAGUACACGGUCUCGCGAUGGGCACGGCACGUGUUAAGCUGGUCGCUACAGACAUAGCUAAUGUCGAAAUGGCCAGUGCAGAGGCUGAAAUUGAGGUGGUGCCGAUCUCCGGUCUGCGCGUGGUGGCGGCGACGCAGAGCCUGUUGGUGGGUGCGCCGGGGCCGGUGUGGCUGCAGGCGGCGGGCCUGGCCCCGGCCGCGCUCGCAGCCGUGCAGCCGCCGCCGCGCGUCACAUGGACACUGCGUGACCCCACCACGGCCAGAUUAUAUACUGGACAUGUUGAUGAUCUUUUAGAGAGAUCAAUAGCUGAAGGCUUGGCUGUGCGAGUCGUUCCAUUGAAACCAGGUGUUAUAACUAUAGAUGUCAGAGUACGGAACAUGGGACAGGUGGCAGAAACUCGAUCAUGGGACAGUACGAUAGAGAUACUCGGAAUAUCUGAUAUACGUAUAUCAAUGGAUAGUACAAACGCUGAUUUAUCAACGGGUAAACGUUUGGCUCUAGCUGUGGGCGCUUCUGUACGUCUGAGGUCAAUGCCUAGAUGUGUUUGGACCUCGUACGGGGAGGGUGUGUUUGAACUAGGACCUAAUGGAGAUGUCAAAGGUUUAAGGCCUGGACACGGAGUGAUCGCAGCUCAACAUAAAGAUGAUAGGAAUAAUAUUUAUAGAGAAACGAUAAUUCACGUGGAGGUGGCAAUACCACAUUACUGCACCGCAGAGCCAUCUGGUGACGUGGACGAUGAAGCUCUCCGUGUAGUACUGAGGAACUCUGUAGGACGGGAACUUAUCGCGCACGAGGCUAAUGUCUCCGUCACUGCGCCCCUGCCCGCACAUGUCAGACGAACCACCACUGGUGGUCUAGGAAGCGAGAUUGUUUUCACUGGUCUGGACACGUACGGCACAUUCGCAAGCUUCCAGGCGACUGCCGGCGGACACACUGUCACCGAUGAAGUGCUUGUCAUAGGAUCUGAGGCACACGGGAACAGAAUCAUUGUAAGUGGCAGUUGGGCGGUGUGCCUGGAGGGCGUGGGAUGGCGUGCACCGGCAGGCGUCACGCUGCACGCGGGUGCGGGUGUCACGCUCGCCGUGCUAAUGACUGACACGGCGGCUAAACACGCGCUGCGCCUAGAUCGCCCGCCCGCCGCUGUCACGCUGCACCAAGUGCCUUUAAACAAGAUGGAGUUUUUACACGGAGAGUGGCCGUAUUCAAUGGUGCCGUUGUCAUUGGAAGCUAGUGGUCUUACAUCAGGACCAUUGUUGUGCUCAGAGGAACAGAAGUAUGCAUUGCAAGGGAUUGAAGUAGAGUUACCUUAUAUUUGCCGCACUAAAGCACCGCAUACAGCACAACCUGUUCUUGAUAUAGCUAAUGGUCAAUUAGGCUGUUCUAUAAUACCAGCAUCGUCUAUAACUGAAUCAACAGAAAUCGAAUUAUGCGCCGAAUGGGACUCGCACAGAACUUGUACAAGAGUACUGCUUCUGCCUCCAAUAGAUGUUCCACAAACUAAAGUCUCGUUAGCAAAUCCACCAGCUACGUUCACCAUAACUGGGCAUCCUCGUGCCCUAAAGCUGGUCAAAAUGACCAUUUCACCUGGUCUUAAAAUAGAAAUGAGUUCCAAAGACAGUGAGAUCACGGUAACUGUGACAAGUGAGAAGGUGACGUGUGGUAUUGGACACGUGCACGUCAUUUCGAAGUUAACUGCUCAAGAUAUUACCGUAGAAGUGGAGAGGGAAUGUGAAAUCGCUUGUGGUACUCUACUUGGUGCGAUCUUCUCUCUUCUGAAGCCGUAUUUGCCGACUAUUAUGACUAUCGUUGCUAUGGCUGCUGCUUAUCUUUAUGUGCAACAACGUAUGCAGAGCAAAGGCAAGCUGCAUAUGCCAACACCGCCGAUGCAGACAGUGCUGCCACCAGAGACGCCGGCGGCGCGCGCACGCACCUGGUCGCGUAGUCCGUACGCAUCCAACGGGCACAGUGUACCCGCGCCUGUGUACGGGGACGCUAGUGUAUUACCAGACAGUAGUUUCUCACCAAAUUCAUCACGGUUACACUCUAGAUUAUUGUAGCAGGGCAUAGUAUUUGAUUUUUUAGUGUAUAUAGUGAUUAUCCUUAGACUAAGGCUCAAAAUACACAAGGCAAUGAAAAUCUUUGAAAAUCCUUGCGUCGCUAGUAUCGCGUUGCAUAGCGACCAUAUGUCAACUGAUUCGCUCUGCCAUUUUUAAAAUCGUGACGACAUUUUUGACGACGGUCUUGACAAUCGAGUUGCGAGCGACUGGCUAAGCGACGACAGAUGUGAAAGUCGUCGACGCGUGUGUGUACGAAGCGCUAUGACAGCUUUCGAAAAUUUAAAUCGCUUUGUGUAUAACGGGCUUAAUUUGUGUUGAUUACAGCCAAACGGACUAAGGUUGACGAUUCAUAGUCAAGUGGACUAACUGUUGGGUUAGUUAUACCCGAUUUGAUUAUUUCUGAGUUGGUGAUUAUGAUCUAUUGGACGUAAAGUAUUAGGGUUGGCGAUUUUUGACAGCUGGACAUAGUUUAUUAGGGUUGACGAUUAUGGCCAAGUGAAGUAAUGUACUUAUAUCUUAUAUAUUUGAAGAAAAUAUAAGUAAAUACGUAUGUAUAGAGUCAUGUUUCUAAUUAAAAAAAAAUCCACUAUGGAAAUCGACUAAAUUGUGAAUUACAAUUAUUAAGAAAAAUCUAAGAUAGGUAACUAAAAUGUUAAUUAUAAUGUUAGAGAAAUAUUAGCAAUGUACUAUUUUUGUAUGUAGUUAAUAAAUAAAUGUAAACGAAAUCACCUACAAUUAAGUUUAGUAAAAAUGUCAAGCUACGAAAAUAUAAAAAAAAAUCUAGAUUUGAAGUUUUACGAUUAACCCUGGGUUUCUGAGACCAAAAUCCCCGUUUAAAACAUAUUGUUAUAUCUGUUUUGUCAAAGACAAUGACGGGGAUGACAAUAUGUUUUACACAGAGUUUUUGGUUUCGGAAACCAACAAGUAAUUUGAUAAGAUUUUGUUGUAAAAAUGUUGAACAUAAUUUAAACCUAUGAAGUGAUUUGACAUUCUCUAGUCUUAUACACUGACGAGCAUAUCUGACCCAAGGCAUAAGUCAAACUAGAUAAUAAAAGGUCACUAGUGCCCUACUGCCAAAAAAGUGGCACAAGGUUGUUCUUUAACUGUCACGUCAUAUUUUUUCUUUUAUAUUAUUUUCUAUGCCUACAUAACCUACAUACUUUCUGACAAAAAUAAUCGUGGCAGCAGCACCUCUGAUCAAGGCAGAUAUCUUUGUUUUAUACAAAAUGAUAAAAAAUUAAAAAAAAAUCCGCUAUUUCUAUUUUCACAUUGAAGUACUGUAAUUUGUAAUACUUAAAUAAUAGGACAUUAAAAUAGUAUAUGCGGGAUCAAACUUCUUGUGUUAUAAAAACUUUUGUAUAUUGUUUUGAUCCAAGUAACUCCAUAUGCUAACGACUAUAUCAGCUGGAAAUUACUGCUUGGAAAUUACAUCUUUUUUGUUCCAAAUUAAAACUGCCGGUUGAAGUUACCGUCGACGAACUCUUUUUCUCUACUUAGUUCCAGUUUCCGAUCCCUCCUAUUAGCGCCGCAAUGGCGAAAAUCAAAUAGGCACAAUAUACCACAGUUUAUAGCCUCGCCAGUGGCGUUAGAGAUAAUGAUUUUGUAAAUAGAAAUGCAAAACUUGAUUAAUGCAAAUGACGAAAUAGAUGUAAAAUAAAUAAAUAAGCCAUCACAUAUAACUAUUAAGGCUUUAUUAGGAUAGCUUCAAUAUAAAAAAUACGACAAAUUUUAGACCUAAAAAGGCUUUGUAAAAGGCCAAUAUCUCUGUCUACCCCAAUAGAGUCAAUGUGAGAGCUUAUUUAUUUUGUAUAUAAUAUAGAAAAUAAGUUUCUUUGGUUAAUCUGAGUUGUAAUUUUAUUCUUUAAUGCUUAAUUACUUUUUAUGUGUGGUUGUUGUUUUUUUACAUUAAGUUAGAUUAAGUAGAAAACAUCUCAUUUAAACCAGGAUUUUUUUUUAUGUAUCGGAAUAAUAAUAAUUUAAAACUUAAAUAUUAUUUUGCUACUGUACAAACUCUGUUGUUUCAUUCGACGCAUUUUUCUUAUUUAUUAUGCUUUGUAGUAAGGUAAUAUUACAUACUUUUCGUAGGUUUGUUUUCAUCAUUUAAUUAAUUAUAGAAUGAGGUACGAGUAAGUGCUUCGACAGUGGAAACUCAAUAAUUAACAGUAUAAAAUUUAUAUGAAAAUAGCUGAACAUGGUUGUG